UUUUAUCAAGGGAGUUCUUUCCUUUUAUAGAUAUAUAUUUAUACUGUUAUUGAGAAAAACCUUGUGCAGUGAUUGAAAGACGUGUGAAAACUUUGUUGUGUCACACUGUGAAUAUGAAGAAAUUUUUCUUGCUGCUAAUCUGCGUUCAGUUCACACUAACUGUUAUUGGCAAACAUUUAUACAGGGAUAGCAGUUUUCUGAAUCACGCGCAAUUGGUGUUUCAAUUUCAAUGCUCCUUGCCCCAAUUGAGGGCCGUUCGGGUGAAGGACCUCCUAACCGCGGGUCUAGGACCUGAUGAAGUCUUCUAUCCAGCAUCCACAGUUCUAGCUCGAUGCUCAGGAGCAGGAUGUUGUCCCGACCCCAAGCAAGUCUGCGCUCCGAUCGAGAUCAAAAACGUCAGCCUCGUCUUCAUGAUCAGGCACCUGAUUGAUCAACAACGAGAUCGUCAUCACGAGGUCAUCCAUGCUGUGGAGCACAUCAAGUGCGCCUGCAUGGAUGAGAUUCUGGCCACGAAGAAUGACAAGCUUUGAACAAGGACAACAGCUUCGAAGAGAAAAAUAUUCUUCUUAAAUACACGAUUAA
Messenger RNA from Nylanderia fulva, 582 nucleotides. RefSeq lists its product as uncharacterized. NCBI's taxonomy places the organism in Eukaryota, Metazoa, Arthropoda, Insecta, Hymenoptera, Formicidae. Gene Ontology annotation, molecular function: growth factor activity. The record is from RefSeq and is a predicted model, not a curated record. Gene Ontology annotation, cellular component: membrane.